AGAAAACGUAGAAGACAAGUGAUUAUAGAAAAUUGAACAAAUAAUUUGUGUCUGCUGGUCCGACUUUAUCAAUGUAAAAAUUUGUGAAAAAUGUAUAAUAAUCUCACUCGAAAUUGAAAACGUUUAUACAUUUACGGUCUUAAUCGAAUAAGAAGUUAAUACGUCAAAUGUGUUAAAAGUUAAUCUCAAAACCAAAGAAAAUUUUACGAAAGGGAUACGCAAUUAGCAAAAAUUUACAAAUACAAAAGUACAAAUUGAGUUAUUCGUCAUCAUAAUUCGUUUUUAAAAGGAAAAAUUUACGCAUUUGUGAUUUAAACUAAAUUAAAUAUUAUCAAACUUAUAAUCAAAAGGGCCAAGGCAUCGCCAAAAGAAGUAAAAUCAUUAAGCCAACAACACAGGUGGUGAUUGUCUAUAAGGAGACUUACCCACAGCAACGCUAACGCGAAGGGUAUCGUUUAAUCGGAGUCGGUGCUACAGUGUAAAAAAGACCCAAAGAUGUCAUCGGCACCUUACAACUACAACUAUAUCUUUAAGUACAUAAUCAUCGGUGAUAUGGGAGUAGGCAAAUCAUGCCUGCUGCAUCAGUUCACAGAAAAGAAAUUCAUGGCGAAUUGUCCUCACACGAUUGGCGUGGAGUUCGGCACACGUAUCAUUGAGGUAGAUGAUAAGAAAAUCAAAUUGCAAAUUUGGGACACUGCGGGACAGGAGCGCUUUCGCGCAGUAACACGUUCGUACUAUCGUGGUGCUGCUGGUGCGCUUAUGGUUUAUGACAUAACAAGAAGAUCCACUUACAAUCAUCUCAGCAGUUGGUUAACAGACACACGCAAUCUCACAAAUCCGAAUACUGUGAUCUUUUUAAUUGGUAACAAAUCAGACCUGGAGAGCACACGCGAAGUAACCUAUGAAGAGGCCAAAGAGUUUGCUGACGAAAAUGGUCUGAUGUUUUUGGAAGCCAGCGCCAUGAGUGGUCAAAAUGUUGAAGAAGCAUUUCUCGAAACUGCACGUAAAAUAUAUCAAAAUAUACAAGAGGGCCGUCUCGAUUUGAAUGCUUCCGAAUCGGGCGUACAACAUCGACCUUCACAACCGGGACGAACUUCGCUAACAAACGAAGCACCUAAUACGAAAGAUCAAUGUUCAUGUUAAAUUCGCAUUUUUUUCAUUCACUUUACUUUCCUCUUUUUUGUGUAUUAUUAUAUUUUCCCCUUUCUAAUAUUAAGUUUAAUUAUUACGAGGCAAAAUGAUGUGUAAAAACAAAUCAAAUGCUAUUAUCUAAGUAAAAAAUUAUAUAUACACAUAAAUGAUAAUUAUUACAAAAAUAUAUAUACAUAUAUAUAUAUAUAUAUACAGACGUUUAUUAAUUAGUAAACGUAAUAUCGAACAAUUUGUAGCGAAUUAUAAACAGUUGGCAAUGCUGAGUAUGUAAUGUGAAAAUUAGUAUUGUUUAAAACAAAAACAUAUUAAAGCGUGUAUGCGCAUUAUAGAAAACUUUGUGUAUUUCAAUAUACCUACAAACAUACAACUGUGUGCGUGUAUAGAAAAAUAAUUAAGAAAUUCCCAAACUCACUUUUAGCCAAUAUGCAAUUUAAUUGAUUUCUUUUUUUUUUUUUGUUAAGUGUAGGAACUUUUGGAAAAGAAGUUUUUCUAUAUUUUAAAAUCAUUAGCAUAGUGUGUACAAGCAAAUGAAACAAUAUCGCAAUAUGCGUAAGCUAGUUCAAACAAAACGAUCGAUCUAGAUAUAUUAGUGUGUGAGUUAAAUAAAGUAAUUAAAUCUGCAAUUAAGCAUAAUUAGAUAAUAUCAUUGAUAUAUACAUAUUCACAUUUUAAAAUAUUGAGUUGAGUAUAAAAUUGCAAGGAAAUUUUGAAAAUUUGUAGGUACAAAAACGUAAAUUUUAAACCUUUGCCACAAUUCAAAUUCGUUAAAUAUGUUAAUUAAAAUAUAUGUGGAUACUUAUAUUGCAAUUAACUUGCAGAAAACAUAUUUAAGCUCGUUUAUCAAGACCUGCGAGUGUUGCCGUGUAUUGUGCUAAUUAGAGUAAUUAAAAAUUGCAAAUCGAAUUUGUCUAAGAA
Molecule: messenger RNA, 2067 nt
Organism: Bactrocera neohumeralis
Lineage: Eukaryota; Metazoa; Arthropoda; Insecta; Diptera; Tephritidae
Gene: Rab14
Product: ras-related protein Rab-14
Exons: 5
Coding region: 496-1143 (215 amino acids)
Biological process (GO): phagosome maturation; defense response to bacterium; endocytic recycling
Cellular component (GO): recycling endosome; Golgi apparatus; trans-Golgi network
Molecular function (GO): GTPase activity; GTP binding
Source: RefSeq, a predicted model, not a curated record